Molecule: messenger RNA, 1048 nt
Organism: Lagenorhynchus albirostris (white-beaked dolphin)
Lineage: Eukaryota; Metazoa; Chordata; Mammalia; Artiodactyla; Delphinidae
Gene: MED7
Product: mediator complex subunit 7
Exons: 2
Coding region: 103-804 (233 amino acids)
Biological process (GO): regulation of transcription by RNA polymerase II
Cellular component (GO): mediator complex
Molecular function (GO): transcription coregulator activity
Source: RefSeq, a predicted model, not a curated record
GAGGCUUCUUCCUGGAAGAGGAGGUUGGAAGUUGGGUCUCGGUGGUGGUGGAGAAGGCGGCUACCAGUGUAAACCCGGGGCUGAGGUUCUUGAUCUUCCACAAUGGGUGAGCCACAGCAAGUAAGCGCCCUCCCACCCCCUCCGAUGCAGUACAUCAAGGAGUAUACAGAUGAAAAUAUUCAGGAAGGCCUCGCUCCCAAGCCUCCACCUCCAAUAAAGGACAGUUAUAUGAUGUUCGGCAACCAGUUCCAGUGUGAUGACCUUAUCAUCCGCCCUUUAGAAAGUCAGGGUAUCGAACGGCUUCAUCCUAUGCAGUUUGAUCACAAGAAAGAACUGAGAAAACUCAAUAUGUCUAUCCUUAUUAAUUUCUUAGACCUCUUAGAUAUCUUGAUAAGGAGCCCUGGGAGUAUAAAACGGGAAGAGAAGCUAGAAGAUCUUAAGCUGCUUUUUGUACAUGUGCAUCAUCUCAUAAAUGAAUACCGACCCCACCAAGCAAGAGAGACCUUGAGAGUCAUGAUGGAGGUGCAGAAACGUCAACGCCUUGAGACAGCUGAGAGAUUUCAGAAGCAUCUGGAACGAGUCAUUGAGAUGAUUCAGAAUUGCUUGGCUUCUUUGCCUGAUGAUUUGCCCCAUUCGGAAGCAGGGCUGAGAGUAAAAACUGAACCAAUGGAUGCUGAUGAUAGCAACAAUUGUGCUGGACAGGAUGAACAACAAAGAGAAAAUUCAGGUCAUAGGAGAGAUCAGAUUAUAGAGAAAGAUGCUGCUUUGUGUGUCCUAAUUGACGAAAUGAAUGAAAGACCGUGAAGGAUGUUUGUUUUUCUUCUUUUUUUUUUCCGUUUCAGUAAAUAGCAUAUAUAUUAGUUAAUUCACUUUUAGAGCACCUCAAAAGAGAGAGCACUAGAAGUCUUGCAAGCAGCUUGACUCUCCAACUUUCUCAAUUGUUAGACGUCACAGGCAGUUUAUGUCAUUUCACUUUAUGGCAAGCCUAGGUAAAUGAGUACGCCUACAUUAAGAGUAAUCACCUUAAUAAAAGCAGUGUUUGCCUCUA